AUGCCUAGAACAUGUAAAAAUGGGCAAGAAUGUAGAAAAUAUAAAGCAUAUGAAAAUGUGGACGAUAAACAUGUUUCAAUUAUUCAACCAAUUUUAUUGGUUGGUAUGAUAUUUGUGUUUUAUAUUUUUUACUUUCGAUUAUUUAAAAGAAGAUAUGCAAGUAAUGAAAGUUACAGAAGAAAAAUGAAUAAAAAAAAUAUAAGUAGUAAACCCGUUAUUUCAUUAUGUUUAAAUGAUAUUGUCAUUAGAAUUAUUGGUAAUAAUGCACACAUUAUGGAAAAUUCAGUAGAACCAUUAAAUAAAUUAAGUUCUAUUUCUGAACUUUUUGUUAUUGCACAAAUAUCAAAUGAUGUGCAAGAAAAAAAUAUAAUUGAUCUAUUUAAAAAAUUAGGAUUAUUUGAUAAAGGUUUAAAAGAACAUCGUUUAAUGUUUUGUAAUACUUCAAAUGGAAGAGCAUCAAUGAUAAGACAACUAUCACCCCUUACCCAUGUUGAUAAUGAUGAAACAGUUAUAAAAACCUUAACAGGGAAAAUUCCAAACCUUGUUCAAAUAUAUGAAAAUAUUAAUACAAGUGAUCAUGCCAAUUUUUUUACAUCUCUACAAGCAUUUACUCAAGUUAUAUGUGCUGUUGCAACCGUUGAAGGUAUUAAUUAA
Messenger RNA from Plasmodium adleri (nom. inval.), 654 nucleotides. RefSeq names its product conserved Plasmodium protein, unknown function. The transcript has a single exon. Gene Ontology annotation, biological process: peroxisome organization. NCBI's taxonomy places the organism in Eukaryota, Apicomplexa, Aconoidasida, Haemosporida, Plasmodiidae. The record is from RefSeq and is a predicted model, not a curated record. Bases 1 to 654 code for a protein of 217 amino acids.